Molecule: messenger RNA, 882 nt
Organism: Lactuca virosa
Lineage: Eukaryota; Viridiplantae; Streptophyta; Magnoliopsida; Asterales; Asteraceae
Source: the annotation of a GenBank genome assembly
AUGGCUAACUCAACAUCACCUGUGCCGCCAGUCAGCGGUGGUGCUAAGGGAAGACGAAAGAUGCCCAACUCAAGGGGCCACCCUAAAUACGUAGGGGUACGACAGCGGCCGUCGGGGCGGUGGGUGGCGGAGAUCAAGGACUCGUUACAGAAGGUCCGUUUAUGGUUAGGGACAUUCGACACUGCCGAGGACGCUGCCCGGGCGUAUGACCAAGCUGCCCGAACUUUACGUGGAGAUAACGCGCGUACCAAUUUUGAGCUACCGAAUUCAAACGAUGUUCCGUGUGUGUCACUUGACACUGAGCCGUUUUCUUUUGAGGAGGCGUGUAGUUCAGACGGUGGCGAUGAAGGUCUUCUUGGUGUGCUCAAGGCGAAGCUUAGCUCAAAACAUACAAAAACGACUAAUGUGAUGUGUUUUAACACUACAAAAAAGAGAAAAGCAUCGCCACCACCACCAUCACCGCCUGAUCAGGCGGUGAAGUGUGGCGGAGGCAAGGUGGUGGUUGAUAUUUUGCCGCCUGAUCCAGAUCGUGUUUGUGAUGCAAUUGAGGUCGCGGGUCCUAACCACUACGACGGGUUGAUCCAACAAUGCUAUGAGCCGCUACCUCCAGCAACGGAGCCAUGGUCUAGUGAAAUUUCAUGGGUGGCGAGUAACCAAUCAAGUGGCUUGUUUGAGUCUAGUCUCAUGGAUUCCAUGUGGCCGGUGGUUUCAACCGAGGCUAACCAGUUAAUUGGAGCCGGGGUUUGGCCAUUGGAUCAACCGGUGGUGCAGUGUGAGUAUGGAUGGGAUGGUGGUGGUUUGAGUCAAUAUUCCACUAAUAGUGUUGCAAUCAAUGCUUCUAAUUGGGAUCCUUUCGUUUAUGUAAAUUCAGUUCUAGGUUGA